This is a messenger RNA of Anoplopoma fimbria (sablefish), 5065 nucleotides long. It is a transcript of the gene kif4, whose product is annotated as kinesin family member 4. Gene Ontology annotation, biological process: microtubule-based movement; mitotic spindle organization. Lineage: Eukaryota; Metazoa; Chordata; Actinopteri; Perciformes; Anoplopomatidae. The record is from RefSeq and is a predicted model, not a curated record. Gene Ontology annotation, molecular function: microtubule motor activity; microtubule binding; ATP binding.
CUCCGAGUUGCGUUGACUCUGCAACAAAACUACAAGUAGAAGGAGGAGGAGGAGGAGGAGCUGGGGGUUUGAAAGUGGCGGGCGGUAACAACAUUCAGCUCACACGGGCAAAGGACAAUACUUCAUCAAGUUAUCCGUGACCAGUAACAUUCAAGAGUGUUUUCUUUUAAUGCUGACCAUUAUCAACCAGGACCACUUGAUGCAGUUGUUGUGACAUCUAAACUUUGGCACUGGAGGAGACGCGAAGGUAUAUAGUUUUGCAUCAUGACAAAUGAGGAUGAUAAGGUCAUCCCAGUGCGGGUCGCCUUGCGAUGCCGCCCAUUGGUACCUAAAGAACAUAACGAGGGCUGUCAGUGCUGUCUCACUUUUGUGCCUGGAGAGCCGCAGCUGAUCGUUGGCACAGAGAAGGCGUUCACCUAUGAUUAUGUAUUCGAUCCCACUGCUGAACAAGAAGAGGUCUUCCAUACAACUGUGUCCCCCUUGCUGAGUGGGCUUUUCAAAGGCUACCAUGCCACAGUUCUUGCAUACGGACAGACGGGAUCAGGGAAGACCUUUUCCAUGGGAGGUACAUACACAUCAGCUCAAGAAAAUGAUCCUUCAGUCGGAGUUAUUCCACGAGUUAUCAGAAUGAUCUUUGAGGAAAGGGAGAAGAGGCCAGCCUGUGAAUUCUGCCUGGCAGUAUCUUACCUGGAGAUCUAUAAUGAAGACAUAUUGGACUUGCUCUGUGCAUCUAAAGAUAAAUCUAGCCUCAGCAUCAGGGAAGACCCUAAAGAAGGCAUUAAGAUCGUGGGUUUAACUGAGAAGAAGGUGUUCACUGCCCAAGAGAUGGUGGGUUGUCUGGAGAUCGGAAAUUCUGUUCGCACCGUGGGCUCGACAGCGAUGAACGCUGCUUCCUCACGCUCGCAUGCUAUCUUCACCAUCACACUGGAGCAGCGCAGAGGGAAAGACAAAGCUGACUCCGUUGUUUCAAAAUUGCACCUUGUGGAUCUGGCUGGUUCAGAAAGGCAAAAGAAAACCAAAGCAGAGGGAGAUCGUUUAAAGGAAGGCAUCAGCAUCAAUCGUGGCCUUUUGUCUUUGGGUAAUGUGAUCAGUGCCUUGGGGGAUGAAAGCAAGAAAAAUAGCUUUGUUCCUUACAGAGACUCCAAGCUCACCCGCCUGCUACAAAACUCUUUGGGCGGCAAUAGCCACACUUUGAUGAUUGCGUGCAUCAGUCCUGCAGACUCAAACAUGGAGGAGACCAUCAACACACUGCGAUACGCUGACAGAGCUCGCAAGAUUAAAAACAAACCUGUGGUCAACGUUGAUCCAAGAGCUGCAGAAAUGAACCGCCUUAAACAACAGGUUCAGGAGUUGCAGGUGAUGCUACUUCAUGCCCGUGGAGGAGUUGCUCCAGUGCUCUCUGGGCCAGAGUCAACGGAGAAGGUGACUAAGCUGUUGGACAGGAAUCGCGCCCUGCAGGAUGAGAACAAUAAACUAAGCAAGGAGCUGAGUGAAGCAGCGGGACAGACUGCCUUCAUGUUUGAGAAGAUCAUUAUGACGGAGCAUGCAAAUGAGAAACUACAAAGCAGAUUGGAGCAACUGAAGGACCAUGCAGCAUGUACAGUGGAUCUCGAGAAGGUGUUGGAGACACUGGAGGACCAGGAGUUGAAGGAGAACGUCGAGGUGAUGAGGAACCUGCAAGACAUCAUCUUGGAGCUCAAGAAUGAGAGUGCAGGCAUCGCCGCUUCCAUCGAUGCUAUGACUGAAGGAGAGGAUGGACCUGAGGUCUCUGGGAAUGGCAGUAACAAUGAUGAAUCCCCAUCAGAUGUCACUGGAAUUGUUGGCAAGGACUCCCCAGAGGGCUUUACAACCCAUCAUGCACUGCGGCAGGCCCAGCUCUCCAAGGAACUGAUCGAGCUGAACAAAGUGUUGAGCUUGAAGGAAGCUUUUGUGAAGAAAAUGUGCCAGAAUGACACCCAGUUGGAGCCGAUGCAAUCUGAGCACCAGAAAAAUGUACAGUCUCUACAGACUGCAGUGGAUUCUCUGCUAAAGGAGAAAGAAGAUCUUGUUUUGGCACUUCAGUCUGCAAAGAAAGACACUAACCAGGCUAAGCUUAGCGAGCAGCGGAGGAAGAGACUGCAGGAGCUCGAGGGCCAGCUGGUUGACAUGAAGAAGAAGCUUCUUGAGCAGUCCAAAAUGCUGAAACUCAAAGAGACCUCUGUUAAGAAAGUUGGCAACCUCAUGCAGGAGAUACAGGCUAUGAAGAACCAGCGAACACAGCUGAUGAGGCAGAUGAGGGAGGACUCUGACAAAUUCAGACACUGGAAGAGUCAGAAGGACAGGGAGGUGCUGCAGCUGAAGGAGAAGGAUCGUAAACGCCAGUAUGAGUUGCUUAAACUUGAGAGGGAUUUCCAGAAACAAGCCAAUGUUUUGCGUCGUAAAACUGAGGAGGCUGCAGCUGCAAACAAGCGGUUGAAAGAUGCGCUACAGAAGAGGAGUGAUGCAUCAGAUAAACGCAACAGAGGAACGGAGGGAGCUGCUGCAAGACUCAAGACUUGGCUUCUCAAUGAAGUGGAGGUGAUGGUAAGCACAGACGAGGCCCGGCGCCACCUCAAUGAUCUGCUGGACGACAGGAAGGUCUUGGCUCAGGAGAUCAACCACCUCAAACAGCAGAUCGAGGCAGGGGACCGACCUGCUGCCAAAAUCAGGCGUCGGACACUGAUCAUCUCUGAGCUGGAGACCCAGGGGGCGCUGGAAACGCCUCUGACCAAACAGGUAGAGAACCUGGAGACGGAGAUGGGCCUCAGGAAUGCCCAGAUAGCUGACCUUCAGCAGAAAGUUCUUGUCGCUGACAGCGAGGGGCGUUUGAAACAUCGCCUCGAUAGCGUCACAAGCAUUGUCGAUGCCAAGUAUGCCCUCAAGGUCCUCAUGUCUGAGCUGGUUUCUGCUAAAACAGCCAGUGGCAAGCUGGAGAGUGAGCUCAAACAGGAGACGGGGAAUGCACAAGAUUUAAGGAAGAUGCUGGCUGAGGAGAGAAACGUGAUGUCCACCAUGGACAUGGAGCACCAGCAGCAGUUGGUGGAACUAGAGCAGGGGCAUCAGGAGAAGGUCCUUUACCUCCUUAACCAGCUACGGAGCAAGGCCAUAUGUGAAGAGUCAGUUGAGAAGAAGCAGAAGGAUGAGGAGAUUUCAAAGGGGAAGGAACUUCUUCAGCGCCUCAAAGUUCAGGAAGAAGAGCUUGAAAAGCUCCAAGAAUUAAGGGAGCAGAACCAAACACUGGUGGAGCAGAAUGAGCAAUAUAAAGAGAAACUCUCAAUGCUCCACCUGACAAGUGGAAAGAAAAUCCUUGCACCCACGUCCAACAAUGAAAACGGCCCAGAUGACUCGUUUGAAUACAUUCCUCCAAAGCCUAAAGGGAAGCGCUUCACCACAGCCAAAGCCCCGCAGAGUACGGCCAUCAACAUUGAAGAGCUGAUGUCUCCCAGUGAGGACGAGAAUGGGGAAGUGGACGAGUGGCGUCCUGAGAAACCUGAGAAGGGACGCAGAAUCUCCAAGAAACCUAAAGCAACUGGGUGUGCGUGUAAAGGUCGCUGCGGCAACAAGCAGUGCAGGUGCCGCAAAGGAAAGAUGACGUGCGGGGAGAACUGCCAGUGUGAUCACGAGAAAUGUCGAAAUAUGGAUAACCAGGAUGCAAAUCAGGCGGAAAGUGUCUCCAGGGAAUCGGUGUCUCUUCAAGAUCCCCCAUCCGACAGCCCUGACAACACCACAUUCUUCAAGCCGCCGUCUUGUACACCCACUAAGAAGGUGCUGAAAGAAAUCGGAGACAUGGGGCAUGCCACUGCUGACCUGAAGUUGGUCAGGAAACCUCUCUUGCUAGAAGAAGAGGAAGAGGACGAGGAUGACGACGACGAGAAGGACAGAACAACAGUCAGCUUCCUCAAGAAGAAGAAAAGACUCCUGACGAGUUUUCAGAACAGUUUUUUCUCCGGAUGCACUCCAAUCAGAGAGGAAUCUUAAUCAGGACAGAGCCGGGUCCGGCCUUCUACCGUAGGUGUCCGUAUGUGUGUUUAAAUGUUUUGUGAUCUCAGUCUGUUUUUUUUAUAUGUGACUAAACUGUCUUGUACUGUAGCAUGAAAGUAGCUGUUGAUUCUGAGACACUUUGUUUUCUGUAGAGGGUAACAAAAGGACUGUGAAUAGCAAUCGAUUAUUUUACUGGAAUUCACAAUGAGAUGAUCAAGAAGCCUGUACAUAAUAUUUUAGUUUAACGCGUUAGAUGAUAUUUCCUAUAAAGUAAGACUAAAUUUCCUUUGCUUAUUUGUAAAAUCAGUCGUCCACCAAUCUACAGUCAAGCAGUUUUACACAAGUACUAUUCAACACAUCAUUUCAACACCACGUCUUGGGGAGAAACCUUUUAGGUUUGUUCACUGCGCUUUUACUAUCAGAGCUGAAUAAAGUCUUACAGUCAAAUCUUGUUUUUAAAGAACUAACUUUUUUUGUUUGAAUGUGUACUAGUGUUUAAUACAUCUGUGUCAUAAGUUGAUAGAAAAUAAUUUAUUUCAUUCUUUAGUUGGUAAUGAUUAAUGUUUUACUUUGCUGUUUCUUAGCGGCAGUUGAUUAUAUUAGAAAACUUUUUGCAAUAAAUUAAAGAAAAUAAAAUCUUAAACUAAAACACUGCAUUACUAUAAUGCUCAUCUCAAUUUGUACUUUUAGCACGGGCUUAUUUUACCCUGUACUGAGUAGUUUAGAACUACAUGCACACUUUUUUUUUUCCUACAAAUCCCCCAAAUGCUUAAAAGAAUAAAAUAAACUGAAAAAUAGUGAAUCACAUUUCUUGUAUGAUGCCGUUUUCCUUGUUUUGCUGCUUAUUCACUCCAUUUUCUUCUUCUUUCCAUCCAUUUCUACAAAAGCUGAAAAGCCUGAGGUGUUUGAAAUAAUUUAGAUCUUGUGACCAAAUUCACUACACUGGAUCUUAUUAGCUUUUUCUGUUGUGACAUUUUAUUGUCACAUAUUUUAUGUGUCUAUAACAAAAGCUUCACAGUUCAUUUCAAAUGUUUUCUGGGAGAUUUUCAACAGGCAAACUUAUGAG